GACUUUCUGCGGAAAUCUACUACGUCCGCGAGGGUCAGGUGAACGAGUAUGCACUUCAUUUCACGGUUCCCGUUCCGGCGGACGUCGAGGAGAUCUCAUUCACCUGGCAGAGCCUGGCCAAGAAGCCGCUUCCUUACCGGAUCAACAUCGUUUCGCCGGAUCCUAUCGCUCUGCCGAAGCCCUCGAUGAACAUCUCCCAGCAGGGUGAAAUCCCGGAGCAUAUCGAAACGUUUGCCAUCGGGCUGCGCUGCAGUGGACGAGAAACGGCCGAGGUUGACGUGACCAUAACGGUGGAAGUGACACUCGAUCGACUCACAGGAAACGCAACAGAGUUGGUGUUUCGACGGAAGAAGAUCUGCUUGAUGAGUGAACAUCCAGAUGCAAACCAACCGGAUCCUUACCUACUAGAAAACGCGUCCAACGGUCAGAAUGGACUGAUCACGCUCAUCAUCGGCGGGAUUCUGGCGAUUCUUUUUGUGGCACUCAUCAUCUUGAUUGCUUAUUGCACCCGAGGAUCAUUCCACCGCAAGCCACACAACGCCCAACCGAUCCGUACUUCCAGCUUCCAGCGCCUUCAGACACAUGCUCCAUCGGCCCCCUCGUCGAUCCUAUCACCACCUUCUAUUGCUCCCACGAUAGCAACCCUUUCCCGCACCCGAAUCUACGCGAAUGCCGAACCGGAAGAACUGCAGCGACGCAUUUCCGAGCUGACCGUACAACGCUGCCGGGUGCGCCUCUCCAGCCUACUUCAGGAAGGAACCUUCGGAAGAGUUUACCGGGGCAGCUACAACGACAGCCAGGAAGUGCUGGUGAAAACCGUCGGACCGCACGCGUCCCAAAUCCAGGUCUCGUUGCUCCUACACGAAGGCAUGAGCUUGUACGGUGCACAACAUCCCGGUAUCCUCUCCGUCCUGGGUGUCUCGAUCGAUGACCAUACGGCACCAUUCCUACUCUACCUCGCGCCAGAGAACUCGCGCAACCUGAAGAUCUUCCUCCAGGAACCGGUGGCCCGAACGCUGACCACGAUCCAGAUCGUCAAGAUUCAACUCCAGCUCGCACAAGCCCUAGGGCACCUGCACAGCCAUGGUGUGAUCCACAAGGACAUUGCAGCACGUAACUGUGUAAUUGACGAUCAACUGCGAGUGAAGUUGGCGGAUAACUCCCUUUCCCGCGAUCUCUUUCCCGGCGACUACUACUGCCUCGGGGACAGCGAAAAUCGACCGAUCAAGUGGCUCGCACUAGAGUCAAUACAGUACAAACAGUUCAGCGAAGCUUCCGACACGUGGGCGUUUGGUGUUCUCAUGUGGGAACUGUGUACCCUGGCGCGACAACCGUACGCAGAGAUUGAUCCGUUUGAGAUAGAACACCAUCUGCGUGAUGGCUAUCGGUUAGCGCAGCCAAUCAACUGUCCAGAUGAGCUAUUUGCUAUAAUGGCAUACUGCUGGACGAUGCUACCGAUGGAGCGGCCCUCGUUCGAACAGCUGCAGAUCUGCUUGCAGGAUUUCUACGCACAGCUGACACUCUACGUCUAGGAAUUGGCCAGCUCCGGUCAUCGGUUCUACAUGUUUUCUACACCUUGGGCUCUAUUUUUUUCAAUUUGUUGACUGUAGGAAAAGAUCUUCGUUCUCGGUGUAAUGGCCAGAAUGCCAGCAUCAUGCGCAAGAAGUCGUACUCCCGCUACGUUUCCGUUUUCCUGUAUAGUAUGGUUAAUGUGUGUUAAAAAAAACAAUUUCUAGCAUGAAUGUUUAGUAUGUAAAUAGUCUUACUAAAGCUAUUGAAAAUGCUUAACGAGUGAUGAAAAAACAAGACUGCGAAGGAUAAGUUAUAAAAAUGGUGGAGUACUUAACUAGAUGUUUCAGAGAAGAAUCUUUUCUGGAUCAUCUAUAAACAGUAUUUUCUUGCUCAACGUGCCUUUUAGCAUUAAGGAUGUAUCUCAGAAUGUGAAUAUGAUUUAUAAAUGAGUUGUAUUUUUUGUUUCCGUUAGUUAAAAUCAUGACACCAGAUAGAAAAUUAAGAAUAACUUUUUUUUAUAGUAUAUCGUUACUUUCAUAUAGUCGAUAUGUUCCUAUGUAGCCUAUAAGUUGAAAUAAAAAUAAGG
Molecule: messenger RNA, 2098 nt
Organism: Anopheles coustani
Lineage: Eukaryota; Metazoa; Arthropoda; Insecta; Diptera; Culicidae
Product: tyrosine-protein kinase Dnt-like
Exons: 5
Biological process (GO): multicellular organism development; cell surface receptor protein tyrosine kinase signaling pathway; positive regulation of kinase activity
Cellular component (GO): signaling receptor complex
Molecular function (GO): protein kinase activity; ATP binding
Source: RefSeq, a predicted model, not a curated record